This is a messenger RNA of Triticum turgidum subsp. durum (durum wheat), 2520 nucleotides long. The record is from the annotation of a GenBank genome assembly. NCBI's taxonomy places the organism in Eukaryota, Viridiplantae, Streptophyta, Magnoliopsida, Poales, Poaceae.
AUGUCCAAAGUUUUGGAAAGAAGAAAUUCAUUUGGUACCACCACUCCUACGAGUUCAGCUUCAGCUUCAGAUUCGAAAAAGAAUGAGAAGACGGUAUCACGCUAUCUAAGACCUUCUACAGGCUCAUGUCAUGAUUUAUGCAAGCAUGGACACAGGAAUCCUUCUGAAGAAAAGCUUCUGCUUUCAGGGGGGAGAAGAAAGAAACUUCCAACUCAUUCAAAUAAUUUGACACUGCAUGGGUCAGUUAUCUUAGAUGCACCCAAGGAUGUCAGGAACAGAAGAAAUAUUUCACUAGUCAAGUCGAGUAUAUCACUGGGUGAAGCUGAUCGUGUUGUUAACAAGAUAAAAUCAGAAAAUUUAAGAGGCGCUGCAUCAUCAGAACACUUGGUUCCACGCAUCGCUUCAUCAGCAGAUCAUAAAAACGUGAACUCUGAUGGCAGAAAGAAACAUCCAAUGGUUACCCAGAGGACUUUGGCUAAUCCAAGGUAUUCCAGUGGAGUACCCAAUUUUGAUAAAAAAGCAGCAAUGCCAGUCAAGGGUUCAAAGUUGCCAGAGAAGACACUGCAGGAAAAAGCUAGAACUGUGGAGAAGGCCACUACUCUCAAGCAACCGUUAGUUAAGAAACCAGCUUCACUUCCUACUAAACUGAACUUGAUUAAGAAAGUUCCUGUGUCAUCUCAGGCUUCUAAUAAUCUUGUAUCUUCAAGAGAUAAAAGUACUCUGAAAGGAAAGGUUCCUUCUUCACCAGCAAUUAUUACUGGCAAGCGUACAAGCAAUACUGGUAAAACUAUGAGGUCCAGCAAUGCAAGUAUCAAUUGCAAGGAACGCUCAGAUGUGCCCAGAACACCAUUCUCCAUUGAAGAUGAGUUUAUUGCAUCUGUUGAAUUACAAGAAGGUGAUGUGGAGUCAACAGUAGUGGAGCUGUUUCCAGAUGCCACAGAAUAUGGAGACAUAUCUGAAACAGCACCAAAAGAAGAAAGCAGAAUCGGUUCAGAGGAUGGCUUGGAUAUGUCUGAAAUAUCGUCUUCUGUCCAGUCUGAGUUGACUGCUUCUGUUGAAACAGAUGAAGAUGAUGUGCAAGGUUCAUCUAUUACAGGCCAUCUUGUGGAGUCAGCGCUAGCAGAAAUGUCUUCACAUGCCACAGAAUAUGUAGAAGAAUCUCAACCAGCACCAAAAGAAACAAGUAGAUUCAGUUUAGAGGAUGGUGUGGUGGAAAGUAAUGAAGUGAGUGAACCAUUGGUCUCUGAACUCCCCGUUGCUGCUGAAUUGCAGCUAUCAUUUGAUAAUCAAGAACUCAAGACUAUGCUCAGUAAACCGGAUCUAGAGCAUAUGCAACCAGAGAAAAAUUCCACUAAUGGUCGAGCUUCAACGGAUGAAGACAUCCGAACAGAUGAUGCAGCUCUCUGCCAGCUACCCAAACAAUUAACAGCUGUGCAAAAUGCAGAUGUAUAUGAUUCUGCAUUAACUGAAAGUAGCUCGGGAAUGGAAGCUGAUCGAGUGAAAGUCAGUGCUAGUGUGGAGUCUGUAAUCACUGAAAAUAAGGAGGACAUGGGUGCUCAUGAAGACCUUCAAGGACCUCCAGAACUGUGGGCAGUUGAUGAAAAACAUGCUGAGGAUCCUGAGUAUUGCCUCGAUUGCACUACAGGAAAUGUAGCUGAAAAUGUCGAGGCUGCUGAAAUUGACGAUGUUGGGAAUAUUAAUAGUACAUCUCAUUGCCAAUCAAUUUUAGAAACUUCAUCCGAUGGUGAACUUCUGGAGCAAUCAGAGCCUGUGCCAAUUGAUUCUAAUCUACAAACCGAUGAGUUAGCAAGUGUCCAUAACAAUGACACCUCUGAACAGGAUGAACUGAAAUCAAUGAUUGUUGCUCAACAGUUAGUGGAAGAACUAUCAGAUGAUGAGAAUUAUGAAGAAUAUGAUUAUGAGUUAAUUGAAUUAGAUGACUUUGAUGCAGAAGAUGAAGGAGAAGCAAUCAACCCAAAUGAUGAAUCUUCAAAGGCUAAAGGCCAAAGGCUGCAAAGGAUCUCAUCACUUCACCCAGAUGAUGCUAGUACCACACCUUACAAAUUGAAGUUUAAAAGGGGUAAAAUUGUAGAACUCACACCAGACAGUAAUGGCCCGAGAAGACUCGUAUUUAGAAGAAGAGCUGCCAAUGAAGUUGCAAAUGGUGAAGGUCAGCUAGUGAGAAGGAUUUAUAAGAGGAAUACCAGAAAUAAUGGUGUUCCUACUGAGCCUGACUUGGAAUCUCCUUCAGUGAAACUGAGGCAUCAAGAUACACAAGACAAGAAGGAUGCGCAGGGACUGUUCAACAAUGUAAUAGAAGAAACUGCAAGCAAGCUUGUGGAGUCUAGGAAAAGCAAGGUAAAAGCUUUGGUUGGUGCUUUUGAAACGGUGAUACUUCUCCAGGAUAGCAAUCCCACUACACCACAGGCAGGUAACUCACCAAAAAUGAAGAUGAAAAGCCACGGGAUGAGCCAUUGUAGAUUAUGCACAUCUUACGGAAUCACCAAAUUUUCUCAUUAA